AUGCUGCUGGCCUGCAUUCAACGCCUGGUCGCCAGUCGAUGCUCCGGCAAGCAGACUCCUCGCAUUGCCCACCUCAUCGCUUUGGCCGGACUGUCCACCCUUUGUUCAACGAAACCACAUGUAGAGACGCCAGACGCUCGAGGGCUUGAGUCAGCCGCAAACCUCGGGCUGCCGGACCCUUCCACGAGGCAGCAGAACGAAUGGCGUCAUGUUUGGUGGGAAGGUCGGACUCCGGCGGUCAACCCGUCCUCGGUGGGGUCAGAACAACUGGGUCGACGGGAAGAGGCCUUCGUGACCGCCUCACACUCCAUGCAGGUAAGGCAAGUCUAUGGCUUGAGGCGAGUAGAGGGAGUGCGUAUGUUGACCGCACCGGAAGCCGAAGGAGGACUGCCUCGGAGUUGUGAUUGUGGAUUUGUGCAAACCAGUCCUCGAAUUACGGUCGACUUUCGUUCGUCAUUUGACAGACAUCAUCGCAGCAGAACACUAUGCUUUACUAUGAUUCACUAA
This is a messenger RNA of Protopolystoma xenopodis, 507 nucleotides long. Lineage: Eukaryota; Metazoa; Platyhelminthes; Monogenea; Polystomatidea; Polystomatidae. The record is from the annotation of a GenBank genome assembly.